AUGAUCAACGUGGCAAUUGAUUAUACGUGGACAGCGGCUUUCACAGCUGUGUUCGCCAUUGUAUUUGGUGUAUACUGGUUUUCGAGGUCUAAGAAGCAAUACAACUUGCCACCGGGACCAAAAGGAUGGCCAUUUGUAGGGAUGCUAUACAAUUUGGGCGAUACACCACAUAUACAGUUCAUGGAAAUGGCGAAGAAGUUUGGAAAUGUAUUUUCAAUGAAAGUCGGUACCCAACGCGUAAUAGUGUUGAAUGGCUAUAAAGCUGUGACUGAAGCAUUGGUGGAUAACAACUCCAUAUUUUCUGAAAGACCAGAUGCAUGGACCCUCAAAAGAGUAAAGGAUGGUGAUGGAAUAGUAAGUCGAAACGCUGAUCAUGUGUGGAAGGAACGUCGUACUUUUAUAGGUACGCAAUUACGUGACUUUACCAAGAGAUCUUUAGAGGCAACGAUUCAUGAAGAAGCUGAGAUGUUGUGUGAGGCACUUGGAGCCACCAAUUGCAAGCCUGUUGACUGUAGCCAUCUUCUGCGGUUUAUAAAUGCUAAUCUUUGGUGGGAAAUGGAUUAA
This is a messenger RNA of Saccoglossus kowalevskii, 564 nucleotides long. RefSeq names its product cytochrome P450 2H1-like. NCBI's taxonomy places the organism in Eukaryota, Metazoa, Hemichordata, Enteropneusta, Harrimaniidae. Gene Ontology annotation, cellular component: intracellular membrane-bounded organelle; cytoplasm. Gene Ontology annotation, molecular function: oxidoreductase activity, acting on paired donors, with incorporation or reduction of molecular oxygen, reduced flavin or flavoprotein as one donor, and incorporation of one atom of oxygen; heme binding; steroid hydroxylase activity. The record is from RefSeq and is a predicted model, not a curated record. Gene Ontology annotation, biological process: xenobiotic metabolic process.